Messenger RNA from Polyodon spathula (Mississippi paddlefish), 1818 nucleotides. It is a transcript of the gene sirt7, whose product is annotated as sirtuin 7. Gene Ontology annotation, molecular function: NAD+ binding. The transcript is spliced from 10 exons. Bases 104 to 1315 code for a protein of 403 amino acids. The record is from RefSeq and is a predicted model, not a curated record. Lineage: Eukaryota; Metazoa; Chordata; Actinopteri; Acipenseriformes; Polyodontidae.
UAAGGCGAUUUCCUGUGGUCGUUUUAUUUUUCCUAUUCUGUGCUCGGUUGUGUAAAUACUGGGGGUUUGUUGUUUGGACACAACUCCAUAAACUGGAAGAAGAAUGGAGACAGCGGGGAGUGUGACUGGUUUAUCGCGGGCGGAGCGGAAAGCACGGGAGAGGGCGAAAAUACUAGAACAGGAGGAACAGAAGAAAGCGUUCAAACUGGUGUCAAAUAUCCUAAAAAAAACAGAGGCGGAUUGGACCGAGGAGGAUGUGGCCAUGUUGCAGCAGAGCGAGGGGGUGGUGCAGGAGCUGAAACUGCGCAAAAAAAAACGGGAGACCAUUAAGAGAAAGCUAGAGGAGGUCUUUGAUGAUCCUGAUGAAUUAAAGCUCAAAGUCAAACAGCUGGCCACUGCGAUUCGGAAAGCCAAACACCUUGUUGUGUACACAGGAGCUGGCAUUAGCACGGCAGCUUCAAUCCCAGACUACAGAGGACCAAAUGGAGUGUGGACAUUGUUGCAGAAAGGAAGAUCGGUGAGUGUGUCAGACCUCAGCGAGGCAGAACCUACGUUGACCCACAUGUGCAUCAUGAAGCUGCAUGAAAAUAAACUGGUGGAACACGUGGUGUCUCAGAACUGCGAUGGGUUACACCUGCGGAGUGGACUGCCGAGGUCAGCCCUGUCCGAGCUGCACGGGAACAUGUACAUUGAGGUUUGCACUGGGUGCUCCCCAGCUAGGGAGGGCAUCCGUCUGUUUGACGUGACUGAACGCACAGGCCUGCACAGACAUGGUACAGGGCGGAGGUGCCACAAGUGUGGAGGGGAGCUGAGGGAUACUAUUGUCCACUUCGGGGAGCGGGGUACCCUGGAGCAGCCCCUGAACUGGAAGGGAGCGGCUGAAGCAGCAGAGAAGGCGGAUUUCAUUCUCUGUCUCGGAUCCAGCUUGAAGGUCCUGAAGAAGUAUUCCUGCCUGUGGUGUAUGAACAGAGCUCCUAGUAAGCGACCAGAGCUGUACAUUGUUAAUUUACAGUGGACGCCAAAAGAUGAUCUUGCUGUGCUCAAGAUCCACGGAAAAUGUGAUGACGUCCUAAAACUUUUGAUGGAGGAGCUUAAUAUUGAAAUCCCUGCAUAUGACAAAUCAAAGGAUCCUAUUUUCAGUUUGUCCACUCCGCUGAGACCAGAUGAGGAGAACAGUCACAGUCGUAAAUUGAUAGUGGCCCCUGAAGGGCUGGAGGUGCGUCCACAGGAGGUGGAGCAUGAGAGCGGAGGGGCUUCUGUGUCGGGCGGAUGGUUUGGGCGCGGCUAUUCCAAAGGGAGGAAGAAAAAGAGAUAGACGCUUCAGUUGGAAAGUCACCAGCGCGACUGUGGCGGGUUCCUGCCGGUGUGAAUAAGUCUAAGUGUGGCAGCCACACCUGUGAUUGCUGGCAGCGAUAGAUUUAACCCCAUCCCUGCCAAACACUUAUUUACACUGGCUGGGCUGCCAUCCUGCCACAGCUACCUUUUUUAUGGAUGUCUUUUGAGGUGUAGUGUUAAUAAAUAAAUAUUAUAACAUUAUGCACUUUAAUAUCCUCAGGGAUUUAAGUUCCAGUGUUAAUCUUUUCACUUAUACGAACUCAGAGUUUAUUUACGCCAGGUUUACUGCGAGUAGCACUGGAAUCUUGCCUAUAUUGUUUUAUGAUCUGUUGUUCAAGCAGGGUAUUUGAGUCUGUCAACCUGUCUACUUGCAGAUUGGGGAGGUUGGCUUUGUAAAACAGGGACCAAUUCUAAAACAUUCAAAACAUAGACACAUUUCAACCCACUGCAAAUGGCACAAGUGUUUUUUUUCCAAGGUUGUAU